Molecule: messenger RNA, 2066 nt
Organism: Nicrophorus vespilloides
Lineage: Eukaryota; Metazoa; Arthropoda; Insecta; Coleoptera; Silphidae
Product: phosphomannomutase 2
Exons: 2
Coding region: 245-991 (248 amino acids)
Biological process (GO): protein N-linked glycosylation; GDP-mannose biosynthetic process; mannose metabolic process
Cellular component (GO): cytosol
Molecular function (GO): phosphomannomutase activity
Source: RefSeq, a predicted model, not a curated record
CAAAUGUGGCGCGCUUUAUACUGUCACCGGAUUGUAGGUGCCUGCUAUUUCAACGUUAAUUUUGUUGUGUAUCUGGGAAUUACUUCGCCGGAUUCGUGUUGUUUAUACGUAUUAAGUAUACGUGUUACAAUUUAACUCACCGACUAUAAGAAGUACAUUCCUGGUUUCGGCGUAGUAAGUUGAGAACAGCAGAGACAACAGAACCAAGGCUAGCUUCGCUCCACCGGUAACCAUCUUGCACGUCAUGCCUAGCAAGAAGAUUUUGUGUCUUUUCGAUGUGGACGGAACAUUGACAAAGCCGCGGAACAAGAUCGAACCGCACUUCGAGGAAUUCAUAUACAAGAAGAUCAAGCCCUGCUGCCUGAUUGGUAUUGUGGGCGGGUCCGAUAUGAAGAAGAUAGCCGAGCAGAUGAACGGCUACGAAGUAAUCAAGAAAUUCGACUACGUAUUUGCCGAGAACGGGUUGGUAUAUUUUAAGAAUGGCGUUGAGGUUGCCAGGGUCAGCAUACAGAAACAUAUGGGAGAGCAGAAGUUGCAGAAGUUCAUCAAUUACUGCCUGGGUUACCUCGCAAAAGUAUAUCUGCCUGUGAAGAGGGGCACAUUCAUUGAGUUCCGCAAUGGAAUGCUCAAUAUUAGUCCGAUCGGCAGGUCGUGCUCGCAGAGCGAGAGGGACGACUUUGAGAGAUACGACAAGGUCAACCACGUGCGCAAAGAUAUGAUCGAAGCGCUGAGGAAGGAAUUUCCUGACAUUGGUUUGACGUACAGCAUCGGCGGUCAGAUCAGCUUUGAUGUCUUUCCCGAUGGCUGGGACAAGACGUACUGCUUGCAGCACCUCGAGGGUGAAGGUUUCGAAGAGAUUCACUUCUUCGGGGAUAAGACUGACAUCGGCGGUAACGAUCAUGAGAUCUUCCACGACAGCAGGACCAUCGGUCAUAAGGUCGUCGAUCCCGAUGACACCAAGAUGCAACUAAUAGAUCUAUUGGCCAUUUGAAUCCCGCUAAAUUUAAUUAUUGUUAAUUUUAUUAUUAUCAUCUCGCAAAUUUAUUUAUUGUUAUUGCUGACCGGUUUUAUUGAAUUGUAAAUAAAUGUUAUUAUUUUAUGUACCGGAACUGGUGGUCACCAAACGAGGAUUUAACAACUUUAAGUUAAUGUUUGCCUUUGAUUUACGAUUUGAUCAAAUGACGAUGAACUAAACGCAAUGAAACUGGUUUCACGAAUCUGGAAUGUUUUAGGAAUUGACCGAUGGCGGUUUGGCAAACCGUCACAAAUGUCAUUUCUAUUGGGGAACAACGUUGUAGGAAUAACGGAAGACGAGAAUCGGAACAUACUCAACAGAAUUGCAUUUAUUUCAAUACCAAGCAUUUGUUAAUAACACAGAAAACUAUCAGAAAGUCUAUCUACCAAAUAAUACACAGCACAACACUAAAAUAAUAUCAUCUUUAUAGGUGUUUAAAUCUUUAAACUAUCGCUCCGCAUUCCUGAUACAUAAAAGUAUUUAAUAAUAAAUAUAUUAUCUGUAAAUUAGAUUAGUGCCAAAUACAAAAUUUAUAUUUAUGAUAUUGUAAUAUUACACUUAAUUCUGUAAUGGCAUGGAUCAGGAUUGUUUUUUGUAAAUUGAUUUGAGCCGAACACGGCGAUUGGUACAAAAGUGAAAGUAAUAUAGUUUGUACAUUGAAUGAACCAUGCCAUAUGGUUUUAUUAACAUAUAUUCUAAACGUAUUUGAUGAUAAAUGAAAUUUAUAUAAAUUAUAUAUGACUGUUACUACUAUAUAAAUGCGAAUAAUAUGGCUUUGCUAGUAGAAUUAGAAAAAGUAAACAUACAUGUUGAAAUCACUUAAAUAUAAAAAAAAAUCCUUAAUUUUCAAUAUUCAAGACCAUCUUGUAAAAUGUUAAAUUUACAGAAUCGAAUCUUUCCCCCAUAUGUAGAGUUGAUGUAUUUCAAGCUUUUAAUAAAAUCUGAUUCAAAAUAAUUCAUGUUUAUAUAGUCUAGUCGUCCGUUUUAGAAUGUUAAAAUAAGUAGGAAAGUUCAAAUGUGUUAGAUAAUUGAAAUAAAUAGUUGAAAUGAA